AUGAAAAACGUCCAGUUCGAGCAAACUCGGAAAGCGCUUCAAUCAAAGCAAAGGGAUCUAAAACGGAAAGGCAUGGGUAACAAGCCUAAUGCUUCUGCUGCUUUAAGUGAGGAAGAUAUUCAAGUUCUGUUUGAGAAGGAUCUCUUGGGAAGUUCCACGGCGGAAGCGCUUUUAAACACGGUAUUGUUCAACAACAUAAUCCAUUUCGGGUUACUAGGCUGCAAGGAGCACAGACAAAUGUGUUGGGGAGACGUACAACUUUGUCGAAACUUCCACAGGGCAGGAGUACCUCGAAUUCAAUGAAAGAGAAACCAAAACUCGUUCAAGAAACGAUCCACGGAAUGUAAGAGCCAUUGCACUGAAAAUGUUUGCUGUGCCGAACAACCCGAAAUGUCCAGUAAAUGCUUACAAAGUCUACGCAGAAAGCGACCCGUGGAAAUGAAAACUGACGAUGCACCGUUUUACUUUGGCAGUAUAUAAUGUAAAAUCUUGAAACAACGACGUGCUGCCAACUGAUAUUAUGCAACUGUCAGGACGCAAAAACGUUCAAAGUAUCACUCGGUACUCUACCGUCUCACAGAAACAACAGUUGAAUAUGAGUCCCACUCUCACUGGAAUGAGUUCGGGAGAAAUAGCUCCCCAGUCUGGCCCUUUUAUUCCGGAGAAAAGAAAGCAUGAGUUUGACGAACUCACUUAUCCAACAUUUCGUCCGACUUUUUCUCAGCAAAGCAAGCAAGCAGCACAGCAGACCCUUUCUCUUUUUUGGGGUGCUAUUAUAAGCGAAGGACAUAUAGGUGUGGCAAUAAACACUUUAAAUCAAUCGCCCACACUUUCAGUUUGAGAGGAAAACCCUAGCAGAACUUAUAAAAGAAUCAAACCUCUUGAUUCGGAUUCUUACUUGUGUUUGUCGAUUCAAGCAUGCGGGUUCUGAUAAGCAACAAAAAUAAAGUCUCGGGUUUCUCGACAUAUUUUCAGGAUGCCUUAUUUUAUUCUAACUAGCUCUGCCUUUUAACGGCAUUUUUGCUCGAUAAUUUAAAUGUAAAGUAUUUUACAAGGAAGCCAUUUCAGUGCAACUCUCGAACUGUGAGGCGGCUUGACCUUUGAAAGAAAAUAAAGAUGUGUUUAUCUUUGAGUUCUGUUCGCUUAUGAAUCCAGGUAGGUAUAUGAUAAAUAGGUUAUUUCACGGUUAUUUCACUUGUACGAAUUUUAUUCACUCCUUGUCAAUAAAAAUCGUACGCGCUCACCAACCGUGAAACAACCAACAAUUGUACGCCGAUCUUGGCAUCUUACGAGCUCUUCGUCUUAAGCACUGCGGUCUAUACCUUGCGCAACGCAAAUUUAACGCGAGGAUAAUUAAAAUUAACAUGGUCGAAGGUACUAACGAGUCUUUUUUAGCUUGCAAACUCAGCGAACUUAAAAUUUCAAAAUCCUCUGGACCCUGUGCGUGUAUUCACUUGCUUUUGGUUUCCAUAGCUAGGUCAUUUACACUACAUGUUUACACGUGCAAAAGGAAUAAGCAAACGCUUCGUAGUUGUUCAUUAUCAAGUUUGAAAAUGCAUUUACAAAUUCUUAAAGUUCUCAUACUUUCUAACCGGUGGAAAAGAUUUAAAAUCCCUGGCGGAAGAUUAUUUUUGGCGCCAGACCAGUAGAAGAGGAAGAUGAUCAACUGGAGGACUGCGGUUCUGACAGCAGCGAUGAACCUAAUCAGGAAAUUGACUCAGAUGAUCACUUUGACUUGUCAAAUUGUAAUACAUUGGAGCGAUAGAAAGUGCAGGCAUUUGCAGCCAAAACAUGUGGAUGUGCACUUGGAGAUAACGGAGAUCCAUGCAGCCCUACUAUCAAAAUUGAAGUCAUCUUCGAUUGCCGAAACAACCUUGCGGAACUUUCCUCGACUGAACUCAAUCUGGUAAUUUUGGCAAUGAUCCACUGUGCCAUAAACUGUGACCAGGUCAGCGACUCCGGAGGAGCAGAGACAAUGAGGCAGCGAACCAGGAUUCCUUUCCAUUUUCACAGCCACCGAGUCUGCCUGAAAACUUUUCUUUUCAUGCAUCGUCUCCACAAGACCGGAUUCUACAGUUGCGUUAAACAUUAUCGGAUUAGGGGAUUAUACAUACGUACAUAUACUUAAUGUAUGCUCGAAAUUCACAGUGUAGCUGUAGAGCUAUUAUCUUCGAGAAAAUAAGCUAAAAUAAAAUUUAAAAAAUAUGCUAUAUUACAAUUCCAAUAUUACUUAUAAACUAUGUACAACGACUAUCGCUUCGUACUCACGGCAACAAGUUUUGACGUCUACCUAGCGCUGCUUUCAGCGCUGAAACUAUUCAACGGGUGGUAAAGAUCUUCAUGAACCUUGCCGAAGACCAAUUUUUUUUUUUACUUGAGGAAAUGUUCCUGGCUUCAAAAGAACUGACAUGAAACUGCUGCCAACCUCCAUGACAAGAUCUCGUCUUUGGAAAAGCUACCAAGGUGCGUAGAGACUAGCAAGGCGAGCGUUCAGUGUCACAUAAGUACUCCACAAUCUAAGGCUAAUGCAUCAUUACAAAACGACCACUACGACGUGACUACCGAGCUCCGAAAGCAGAUAUUGAACCUGACAGAAGUAGUUAAGCAGUUGACGGAACGGAGGUGUCUCCAUCACCAUGAGCCGGGGCCUGCUUCUUUGCCGUUACUAGAUGAUGAUUCGGACUUCCCAACAUUGGAUUCCGAAGCAGUCGCAUCUCUUGUGAGUUUUAAUGGCAGCCCCACUGUCCAGACUUACCAAGAAACAGCCACAUCCAGUAAAGAACCUACUGAGUCUUAGCGUUCCGUCCUGCGUACACUUCGUCAAAUCCGCUAAGAAAGCCUGUCGCCCGUGUUUCCUGCCCAGAUUGUUCCAACGAGAUCACCUCUGCAGCCUGUUGACUAGAGCUUCACCCAUUAGUGUCACGCAGCCACCGUCCAACGGAUGCGCAGCAAAACAAAGUAAAUACAAUUGUACCGAAGGGAACUGAUGUCUACUGCCGCCCUUGCUUUUGUUGAUGUUCUCUUUACGGACGACGAGAUGGCAAGGUACAACACGUCAGGAACUGAGGAUUUCACCGGUUGGACAGCGGUGUCCGUUUUACAAAGAAAUUUGACCCGCGAUUUUUUAGUGAACAAUGGAAUCAGAUAGCCGCUCGCAUUAAUACGAAAUGUUGAGGAGAGAGGAGGACUCUUAUUCAUAGACUUAAGAAAACUAGUUUGUUUUGAAAACACAAAGAUGGCACAAUUAGUCUAUCAUUUCCCACAAAAAAUUAUGAAUAGGUGAAUUGAACAGAAUUAGCCAUUGUUCAAAAAAACUGCUUUCUAAGUUAUUUUAAAUUCGGCUAAUUUUAGCAUAUAAACUUUACUUAUUAUGGGGAGCCUAAAGAAGGCAUAAAACGCAGACUAGAAAAUCAUCCAUCUGCCCAGAAUAAUGCAUUUACAGACAGGUUAGGUGGCGACAGUCAAAGGAAUAAGGUUUGGCAAAUAGACUGUCAGUUACUAAAAAAAAAAGUAUAUUAGAUAUUUAAUAAUUUUAUUCUCUCUUUCUGUUUUUACAGUAAUCUUAUAACCAUGCUUUUGUCUUUUAAAUCUGGAAGCUCAGUAGAUUCUGUCAUAUCGGUCAUUGUUAAAACUGUCUUUGUUUUGAUGCUACUAUUCGACAUGGAAAAAGUUUGUCGGACAAAAGUAGUCACCAAAACCUAAAUAUUUCUUUGCCAGCUUCAGUAAUGACAAGGGAUUAAGUUUAGAUGAUAAAAGAAAGGAUUAUGUUGACAGAAAUACCGGAGGUCAAGUAAAUUCGUCACACAACUCGGGUAAUAUUCACGGUGUAAAUUUGCAUAUUUGCAAUAUUUUUAUUUGCAUAUUUUAAAAAAUUCAAACUAAAAAAAUUAUUUCUCGAAAACUAAAACAUAUUUUCACAAAAAAACAUACACCAAAACUAUUAGGACAUAUUGGGCUACCAAACAUGAAAGUAGGAGUGAAAUCAACUUUUGGUGACUUGCCGCUGUUUGUCUGAUGCACCUUGACACUAGCUCUUAAUUUUCUUUAAAUUGAGCUGCCAAGUUCAAGCGGUUACCGGUUACCUCGCCACCAGGGAGACUCGCCACCAGCGAACUCACCACCAAGGAACGAUCUCGCCACCAACGUACUCGCCACCAAGCGAAGUCUUCUCGCCACCAACCACCAAUAAAGAGAUAAACUAGAAUAAAGUAGUCGAGGAGAGUAGGAUGUUCGAACGAGCACAAUUCAAAUCGGCCGAUACGUUUGUGCGCUUGCCUGUAUUUAAAUUAUGACCUUCAGCGACGUGGUAGAUGUGUUCCGUUCCUAACUCAUUGACAUCAAAACGUAUCGUGUUUGUCUUUUGCACGUAAGCGAGGAGAAAUUGCAAAAUUCGAUGCGAGGAAUACAAACUUACUUCGGUUUCGAACGUGUUAUCGACAACAUACAAUUUAUAAAGUUUGAGUACAGACAAGCGAACAAACUUAUCGGUUUCGAACGUGCUUUCGACAACAUACGUUUAUAAAGUUUGAGUACAGACAAGCGAACAAACUUAUCAGCCGAACAUCCUACUCUCCUCGACUAAUCUCUUUAUUGGUGGUUGGUGGCGAGAAGACUUCGCUUGGUGGCGAGUACGUUGGUGGCGAGAUCGUUCCUUGGUGGCGAGUUCGCUGGUGGCGAGUCUGCUUGGUGGCGAGGUAACUGGAUACCGUUCAAGCACCGAAAAAUUUGCAAACCAGUUGCGUUUCGAGGCUGUCGAUAGAAUAUCUGCGGCAAAAAAUAAAAAAAAAGGCCAACAUCGUUUUUUUCCUUCACUGUUCUAGCAACGUUCGGACCAAAUCUCGCAGAUUCCGUCAAUUCUAUAUUUGAACAGCAGAGAGCUUUUUCUGUGUUUAUAUAUCAUCAUCUAAACACUAAGAAAAGCUGGGAGGAUUAAAGAAAGGUAUGCAAACGUUAGACACAAUUAAGGCUUUGCAUAGCUUUAGAAAGUAUCAAAAAAAAUUAUUGCCUAUUCAUGUUACUUGUUUAUUUUCUGUAACGAACUUAUCCAAGAUUUAGAAUCAGGCGCGAGUGGACGAACUCCCUUCUCCUGGCAUGGAAGAUGUAACCCUCCAGUGACUACCUAACCUUCCUCCCCGCCCCUUCCUUCCACCUUAAUGCUCGGAGGCUAAUUAGUCUUAGAACUAAUGGCCUGAGUGGAUACAUCAUAAAUUUUGUCUGAUUGAUGACUAAAAAGCCUAGCCUUAGCUAUUGAUAUUUUUUAAAACAAUAAUACACUUUGUGACUUUGGUGAAUAUGUUUGAUCCUUGCAUUGUUGUAACUGUUACAAUUAUCCUUCUAAGUCUUUCGUUUUCCCUGCUCAUCGUCCCUGUACAUUGCCCGCAUGAUUAAAAUUAGAGAGAAGAGUCUUCACUUUUGACUUACAGCUCUGUUAAUUCGAUAUUGUUCAUAAAUAUGUCUUUUGGCAAAUUCUCCAACUGGUUGUUAUCCAAGUACCUGUCAACAAAUGACGAUAGUUAGUGUUCAGGCGCAUUACUGAUAUAAACGUAUUAUCAUUAUCAUCAAUAUCUUCAAGUGACAAGAAAUGUUUUUGGUAAGAGCCCAUGUUGCUCAUAGUACAGCAAAGUAUUUAUAUUUUCAGGUAAAUCUGUCAACUCCAUUAUUAAGUUUCGCAUAUCAGGCGCGACUGUCUUCCAAGACAUCCAUCCAUAAGUAACACAUUCGUCAAUCUAUUAUUUUCCACAGAAAAGAUUUCAAUGUCGGCAUGGGAAACAACAUGAUAUUCGAGUUUCUUAAAUGGGUUUUUCCUUACCAUUAUAAAAUGAGGGGAAAAUACAAACAAUAGUUUAUGCAAAGAGCAUUUGAAAUAGCUUAGACAAUUUUCGUAAUUUUGCCCUUUUUGUGAUUGAACUCGAAAAUGUCAAUCACAAGUUCCCUGUGAUGUAUGUAGCGAACAAUUUUUCCUGAACCGAGCGAUUUGAUAAGAUUUCCUUGUUCAAGUGUUGGUUCAGCCUUACCAAAAGCGGUAGUCCAUAAAAAAGAAGCCAGAUCGAAAAGCUGCGAACAGACAGGCCCACUGAUUUGGCUCAAAUUUUGCAUACAAACCUGGUUAGGGGUUUUGAUCGUGAAAGAGAUAUUUUAGGAUUGAAAUCUAUUUUUAUAAAAAAUUACGGCUCAAGGCUAUUUGGAGACCCUCAUGAACAUGGAAACGAGGCUGGUUAAGAGAAACUUUUCAAUGCCUGGGCUUCCUUUGCUUUCUCAUUUUUGUGUCUUCUUUAUUAUUAUCAUUAUUAUUUCUAUCAUAAAACAAGUGUGAAAUUCUUCCUCUUUGGUUUGAAUAUUAAAUUUUUAUUCAUAAUAACUAGAAUAAGAGAGAGAAGUAUGUAAAUUCAAAAAUAUAUUGUGAUUUCAGUUUAAUUUUUUUAGCAGAGCGAGUUCAUUUUCGAAAAUUACAAACAACAUCGCACGAAAAGCGGACUUAACUAUAUAUCUAAUUUACUUAUUUUUGACGCUUGUGUUCGGCACUUUGAAGCUUCUUAAUGCUUGUUGAUACCAUAAAACAGCAUUUAGAAGAGAAAAUUCUCAAUCCCAUCCGCAGAAAGUUGACUCUUCGUCCUAAGCGACCUAUUGUUUUCUUUAUCACUCAGUAUUGAAAUGAAAAACACGGUAUGGUUCAACAACACAACCCAUUUUGGUAUACUAGGCUGCAAGAAGCACAGAGAAAUGUGUUCAAGGAGAGACGUAAAACUUUGUCAAAACUUCCACAGGGCAGGAGUACCUCGAAUUCAAUGAAAGAGAAACCAAAACUCGUUCAGGAAGCGAUCCACAGAAUGUAAGAGCCAUUGCACCGAACAUUUUUGCCAUGCCGAACAACCAGAAAUGUCCAGUAAAGGCCUACAAAGUCUACGCAAAAAACGACCCGCGGAAACGAAAACCGACGAUGCACCGUUUUACUUUGGCGGUAAAUAAUGUAAAAUCUUGAAACAACGACUUGCUGCCAAUUGAUAUAAUGCAACUGCCAGGACACAAAAACGUUCAAAGUAUCACUAGCUACUCUACUGUCUCACAGAAACAACAGUUGAACAUGUCUCACACUCUCACUGGAACGUUUGACUCGCCAUUUUUUAGUGAGCAAUGGAAUCAGAUGGCCGCUCGCAUUAAUACGAAAUUUAGAGGAAAGAGGAGGACUCUUAUUCACAGACUUCAGAAAACUAGUUUGUUUUUAAAACACAAAGAUGGCACGAUUAGUCUAUCAUUUCCCACAAAAAAAUUAUGGGUCGGUUAAUUAAACAGAGUUAGCUAUUGUUCAACAAAGCCGCGUUCUAAGUUAUCCUAAAUGUUGCUAAUCUUAGCAUAUAAACUUUACUAAUUAUGUAGAGUGUAAAUAAGGCAUAAAACGCGGACUAGAAAAUCAUUUAUCUGCCCAAAAUAAUGCAUGUACAAACAGGUUAGGUGACGACAGUCAAAGGAAUGAAGUUUGAUAAAUAGACUGUCAGUUAAUAAAAAAAAGUUUAUGAGAUAUUAAAUUGUUUUGUUCACUCCUUCAGAUAAAGGAAAAAAAGUGGCGUUCUCGUUGUGAGAGGGAAUCGAACUCCACAAAGCCUAUUAAGAGAGCGCAAGCGCUACCACUGCACCACACGCUUGCUUCUUUGCUUGAUUUAUCUCGUUGCUUUUAGCCCAUGCUCUUACAAAAUGCCUUGAAUCCACAGCAAGAAAGAAAAGAUUGCUAUUUCUUUUGUCUUUGCUCAGUAACCGGGCUUUAUGUCAUCCGCAAGCGGAGGAGCUUGUUCCAGCUUCUGACAGUUGUCCAUCAGCUGUUAUUUCCUCUCGUAAGACGAAGGAGGCAAGUGCAAUUAAAUUCGUUUUCACUCCUACUUUCAUAGUUUGUAGCCCAAUAUGUCCUGAUAAUUGUGGUGUAGUUUUUUUUUUUAAAUAUAUUUUAGUUUUCGAGAAAUGACUUUUCUCGUUCGAUCGCUCAAAUAUGCAAAUUUUCACCGUGAAUAUUACCCGAGUUGUGUGACCUCGUGUCAUGAAUUUACUUUACCUUCGGUAUUUCUGUCAACAUAAUCCUUUGUUUUAUCCUCAAAAAUUAAUCUUUUAUCAUUGCUGAAGCUGGAAAAGAAAUAUCUAUUUUUUGGUGAAUAAUUUUGUCCGACAUACUUUCACAUGUCAAAAAGUAGCUCAAAACAAAGACAGUUUUAACAAUGACCGACAUGACAGAAUCUACUUAGCUUAUAGCUUUUAAAAGACAAAAGGAUGGUUAUAAAGUUACUGUAAAUAUUUACUUGUACAUUUGUGUUGUUCCAUCUUGAGACGAACUCAAAGUCCGGCAAAAUUUACAUGCUAGCGACCAUGAAAUACACGUGGUGUGCGUACUGGUCGCCACCGUUUACUGUCAUAAAUUACUAAAGUAACUUUAUAACCGUCCUUUUGUCUUUUAAAAGCUUGAAGCUCAGUAGAUUCUGUUUUUUCUUCAUAACUCGACUGCAUAUUACAUUUACUAUUAUUAAUUUUUUUACUUUUUUGCUUUUGUUUUAAAUGGCUUGUUCAGGUAAUAAACUUAAAUUUAUUGAAAAAAAAUCGCCGAUGCAAAGUCAUUCACAACGAGAUUCAGAGAAACUUUUUGUUAUAAAAUUUUUGUUUGAGGCUACUUUCAUAUUCCAUUUUACAUCAUAUCUUACACUUUUCUGUUCAUAAAACUUUCUUUACAUUUAUGAACGCAAGAAUCCUCUCUCUAAAAACAAAGCAAUUUAUCUGGUUCAAUGCUGUAUACAUUUCUCAUCCCCUAAAUAUUCCAGCCACCCCUCAGAGACUUUAAAAUAUUCUACACCCAAAAGGCUUGGAAAAAGGACACAAUGGAAACAAACCUAAUUUAAGCGCUCGAAAUAAUGGAUAUCAGCACAGAGAAAAACCUUUUUCCCCAUUGCCUGGUUUUGUUUCCUAUCACAAAUCAUUAUCGGAAUUAUUCGUUUGUGACCCUCUACGGAUUUCAGGGAAUAAGGUGAACGCACACACACGGCACGUUAUAACACGCUCGCACGCCAAUAGCAUAACACACUUACCGUGCAGAUAUGCACCUAAAAAUAAUUGAUUCUGGACAGCGUGUCGGUAGCCAUUUUUCAUAUCUGGCCAGCGCGGUACAGCUUUGAAUCUAUAACUCGCUUGAUUUUUUUUUUUUUAACACGCUAAGUUCCUUUGUUUCCUUAACACGCUAGCUUAUCUUUUGCAACCCAGCUUAAUUUGUCACUUGUGUUUGUCAAGUAUGUUACUAACAGAAUAUAAGCGAAAAUGAAGAUCUCCUGUCCUAUUCGAAAGUUGCAAUAAAAAAGGAAACACUCACGACAAAUCACUUUCCCUCAGGAUUUUCAGGAGGAAUUCAGUGAGCACGACGUGUUUCACAAGGUCCACAGGAGCUCAGUUUGAACACAUGAAUUACUGUUUUAAAAGUUAAUCCUUACCGCGUAAAAUAUAAAUCCUUAUCACUUCACGCAGUUAAUAAGCCCUAUCAAUCCUAGCAACGGAUUACCGGCUUCAUGUCCCCUUAACGACACGGUCGCUGUUUGUCACUCUAUGCAAUUCGGCAAUUUUAAAAUAAAUAACCGCUAGUUAGCAGGCGCAAACCGAAGCUUUCCGAGCGAAGCCGCGUAUUAUUCAUUAUUACAUACAUACCGAGAUUUACGCGCCAAAAUUCAUCGAGAAAAAAAUAGUUUCUUCGCGCUAGAGACGCCAGCUGAUUGGUCAUACUAUUAUCAUUAUUUUCACUAAUGAAAAAAACCGUGUCGCUUGCUCGCCGCUCCUCUUGACCGACAAAUUGCACAUUUCUAAGAGCUUAGGCGCACUUUUUUUUUUUUUUUUUAAGAAAGAUGGCUUAAAAUCAAAUUAACAGUUUUCAGAGCCUAGAUUUAUCAGUAGAAGAGUUCAUAGACGGACAGAAAAUGAGAACACAAAGAAAAAGACUAAACAAUAUGUUACUCUGUUCCAUGAAUUUCUUGUUUUGAAAGGCAAGACGAGGCAAAUGAACGAAUGACCCCUCAAGCGCUGAACAAGUUUAGUUCCUUCUAACGGUUCGCAGUAAAGAAGACAACUAGGAAUACGAGCCUAAUUCCUUAAGGGCAUUUUUCGCUAGCUUUUAGCGCCAUUUGAAGAAAAAAAAAACUAUGGACUUUGCCUUAUGACGAAAAACACCCAAAAAAAAACCAAACAAAAAACACGACGUUGCUCUGUUCCAUGAAUUUCUUGUUUUGAAAGGCAAGACGAGACGAAUGGACGAAUGACCCCUCAAGCGCUGAACAAGUUUCUCAGCGAGUUCCUUAUAACGAUUCGCAGAAAAGAACACAACGAGGAAUACGAGCCUAAUUCCCUAAGGACUUUCUUCGCCAGUUUUCAGCGCCAUUCCAAGAAAAAUAUAGCAUGGAUUUUGCCUUAUGAAAAACGUCCAGUUCGAGCAAACUCGGAAAGCGCUUCAGUCAAGGCAAAGGGAUCUAAAACGGAAAGGUAUAGGCAACAAGCCUAGCCUAAUGCUUCUGCUUUAAGUGAGGAAGAUAUUCAAGUUCUGUUUGAAAAGGAUCUCUUGGGAAGUUCCACGGCAGAAGCGCUUUUAAACACGGUAUGACUCAACAACAUAAUCCAUUUUAAGUUACUAGGCUGCAAGGAGCAUAGACAAAUGUGUUCAAGGGGAGACGUAAAACUUUUUUCAAAACUUCCACAGGGCAGGAGUACCUCGAAUUCAAUGAAAGACAAACCAAAACUCGUUCAAGAAACAAUCCACGGAAUGUAAGAGCCAUUGCACCGAAAAUGUUUUCUGUGCCGAACAACCAGAAACGUCUAGUAAAAGCCUACAAAGUCUACGCAGAAAAGCGACCCGCGGAAAUGGAAACCAACGAUGCACCGUUUACUUUGACAGUACUCAAUGUAAAAUCUGGCAACAACGACGUACCGCCAACUGCUAUUAUGCAACUGUCAGGACACAAAAACGUUCAAAGUAUCACUCGGUACUAUACCGUCUCAGCAGCAGCAGCCCGUUUCUUUUUUUUUUCGGGUGCUGUUCUAAGCGGAGGACAUAUAGGUGUGGCAAUAAACACUUUAAAUCAAUCGCCCACACUUUCAGUGUGAGAGGAAAACCCUAGCAAAACUUACAAAAGAAUCAAACCUCUUGAUUCGGAUUCUUACUGGUGUUUGUCAAUUCAAGCAUGCAGGUCCUCAUAAGCAACAAAAAAUGAAGUCUCGGGUUUUUCGACAUAUUUUCAGGAUAUCUUAUUUCAUUCUUACUAGCUCUGCCUUUUAACGGCAUUUUUGCUCGAUAAUUUAAAUGUAAAGUAUUUUACAAGGAAGCCAAUUCAGUGCAACUCUCGAACUGUGAGGGCUUGACCGCGCGUUGUUUUCCUUUGAAAGAAAAUAAAGAUAUGUUUAUCUUUGAGUUCUGUUCGCUUAUAAAUCCAGGAACGUAUAUGAUAAAUAAGUUUUUUCACGGUUGGUUCACUUGUGCGAAUUUUAUUCACUCGUUGUGAAUAAAAAUCGUACGCGCUCACUAGCCGUGAAACAACUUACAAUUGUACGCUAAUCUUGGCAUCUUACGAGCUCUUCGUCUUUAGCACUGCGGUAUAUACCUUGCGCAACGCAAAUUUAACGUGAGGAUAAUUAAAAUUAACAUGGUCGAAGGUACUAACGAGUCUUUUUUAGCUCGCAAACUCAGCGAACUUAAAUUUUCAAACUCCUCUAGACCCUGUGCGUGUAUUCACUUGCUUUUGGUUUCCAUAGUUAGGUCAUUUACACUACAACAUGUUUACACGCGCAAAGGAACAAGCAAACGUUUCGUAGUCGUUCAUUAUCAAGUUUCAAAAUGCAAUUACUCAUUCUUACGAGAUGGUAAGGUGCAACACGUCGAAAACUAACGGUUUCCACCGGUUGGACAGCGGAAAAUUAGGCUUUCUUGUGCCCGUUUUACAAAAAAAGUUUGACUCGCCAUUUUUUAGUGAGCAAUGGAAUCAGAUAGCCGCUCGCAUUAAUUCAAAAUGUAGAGGAAAGAGAAGGACUCUUAUUCACAGACUUGAGAAAACUUGUUUUGAAAACACAAAGAUGGCACAAUUAGUCUAUCAUUUCACACAAAAAAUUAUGGGUCAGUAAAUUGAACAGAGGUAGCCAUUGUUCAACAAAACUGCCUAAGUUAUUUUAAAUGUGGCUAAUCUUAGCAUAUAAACUUUACUAAUUAUGGGGAGCCUAAAGAGGGCAUAAAACGGAGACUAGAAAAUCAUCUAUCUGCCCAGAAUAAUGCAUUAACAAACAGGUUGGGUGACGACAGUCAAAGAAAUAGGAAUAAAAGGAAUAAAGUUUGGUAAAUAGACUGUCAGUUAAUUAAAAAAAGUAUAUUAGAUAUUUAAUGAUUUUGUUCACUCCUUCAGUUUUUACAGUAACUUUAUAACCAUGCUUUUGUGUUUUAAAUCUGGAAGCUCAGUAGAUUCUGUCAUAUCGAUCAUUGUUAAAACUGUCUUUGUUUUGAUGCUACUUUUCGACAUGGGAAAAGUAUGUCGGACAAAAAUAUUCACCAAAACCUAAUUAAUUCUUUUCCAGCUUCAGUAAUGACAGAGGAUUAAGUUUAGAUGAUAAAACAAAGGAUUAUGUUGACAGAAAUACCGAAGGUCAAGUAAAUUCGUUACAUGAGGUCACACAACUCGGGUAAUAUUCAUAGUGAAAAUCUGGGUAUUUGAGCGGUCAAACUAAAAAAAUUAUUUCUCGAAAACUAAAACAUAUUUCCACAAAAAAACCUACACCACAAUCAUUAGGACAUAUUGGGCUACCAAACAUGAAAGUAGGAGUGAAAGCAAAUUUUGGGUGACCUGCCGCUGUUUGUCUGAUGCACGUUGACAUUAGCUCUUAAUUUUCUUUAAAUUGAGCUGCCGAGUUUAAGCACCGAAACAUUUGCAAACCAGAUGCGUUCCGAGGCUGUCGAUAGAAUAUUUGCGGCGAAAAAGAAAAAAAAAGGCCGACAUCGUUUUUUUUUUCCUUCACUGUUCUAGCAACGUUCGGACCAAAUCUCGCGGAUUCCGUUAAUUCUAUAUUUAAACGGCAGAGAGCUUUUUCUGUGUUUAUAUAUUUUCAUCUAAACACGAAGGGAGGCUGGGAGAAUUCAAGAAAGUUAUACAAACGUAAGACACAAUUAAGAGUUUGCAUAGCUUUAGAAAGUGUCAAAAAAAUUAUUGCCUAUUCAUGUUAUUAGUUUAUUUUCUGUAACGAACUUAUCCAAGAUUUAGAAUCAGGCGCGAGUGGACGAACUCCCUUCUCCUGGCAUGGAAGAUGUAACCCUCCAGUGGCUACCUAACCUUCCUCCCCGCCCCUUCCUUCCACCCUAAUUCUCGGAGGCUAAUUAGUUUUAGAACUAAUGGCCUGAGUGGAUCCAUCAUAAAUUUUGUCUGAUUGAUGACUAAAAUCCUAGCCUUAGCUAUUGAUAUUUUUUAAAACAAUAAUACACUUUGUGACUUUGGUGAAUAUGUUUGAUCCUUGAAUUGUUGUAACUGUUACAAUUAUCCUUGCAAGUCUUUCGUUUUCCCUGCUCAUCGUCCCUGUACAUUGCCCGCAUGAUUAAAAUUAGAGACAAUAGUCUUCACUGUUGACUUACAGACGUCUUAGCUUGAUAUUGUUCAUAAAUAUGUCUUUUGGUAAAUUCUCCAACUGGUUGAUGUCCAAGUACCUGUCAACAAAUGACGAUAGUUAGUGUUCAGGCGCAUUACUGAUAUAAACUUAUUAUCAUUAUCAUCAAUAUCUUCAAGUGACAAGAAAUGUUUUUGGUAAGAGCCCAUGUUGCUCAUAGUACAGCAAAGUAUUUAUAUUUUCAGGUAAAUCUGUCAACUCCAUUAUUUAGUUUCGCUUAUCAAGCGCAAAUGUCUUUUAAGACAUCCAUCCGCAAGUAACACAUUCGUCAAUCUAUUACUUUCCACAGGAAAGAUUUCAAUGUCGGCAUGGGAAACAACAUGAUAUUCGAGUUUCUUAAAUGGGUUUUUCCUUACCAUUAUAAAAUGAAGGGAAAACACAAACAAUAGUUUAUGCAAAGAGCAUUUGAAAUAGCUUAGACAAUUUUCGUAAUUUUGCCCUUUUUGUGAUUGAACUCGAAAAUGUCAAUCACAAGUUCCCUGUGAUGUAUGUAGCGAAAUAUUUUUCCUGAACCGAGCGAUCUGAUAAAAUUUCCUUGUUCCAGUGUUGGUUCAGCCUUAUCAAAAGCGAUAGUCCAUAAAAAAGAAGCCAGAUCGAAAAGCUGCGGACAGACAGGCCCACUGAUUUGGCUCAAAUUUUGCAUGCAAAAUGGGUUAAGGAUUUUGAUCAUGAAAGAGAUAUUUUUUAGGGUUGAAAUCUAUUUUUGUAAAAAAGGAAGGCUCAAGGCCAUUUGGAGACCCUCAUGAACAUGGAAACGAGGCUGGUUAAGAGAAACUUUUCAAUGCCUGGGCUUCCUUUGCUUUCUCAUUUUUGUGUCUUUUUAUUAUUAUCAUUAUUAUUUCUAUCAUAAAACAAGUGUGCAAUUCUUCCUCUUUGGUUUGAAUAUUAAAUUUCGUAGGAAAAAAAAAAAAAAAAGAAAGUGUUUGAGCGCGCUAUUAAAUUUACUCAGUUUUAGGUGUUUUUAUAUUCCUGAAAAAUAUCGUAAGUUCAGAAGCUUGUAGUGCUGUACAUAUGACGAGUUAGAACAAUUUGUAAGUUUCUAAAACAACAGCUGUUAGAGAUUAUUCGCUACAGUGAGUUCAGAGCAGGGCAACUUCAAUGCACUGCCAUAUCUCCCAGUAGAAUAUGCCGAUAAGGUUUCUGGAGAUUUAAGUCGCAGUGGACCGGUGCAUUUCGGUUGAAAAAAAUUGAUCUCUUUCAAACUAUUCCCAUGAAUCAGUCUUAGUCUGAAAGUAUACUAAGCAACCUUGAUUUCCCGAAAUAAUGACAAAUAAAUUUUUCCCGUGGGAAAAUCGGUUCUGCGCUUGAAGGCCUAUUUUUGAUAGUAUUAACCAUCAUAAAUGGCUCGUUUUUUCACGAAAUGUUUGUUUGAAGAACUUUUUCGCUUCGCAUAUUUAGAUCGAUCAUUUAUAAGAACAAUGGUUUUUGACACUGAAAAUUAUUUUUUCGCUUAACACCUAUUUGCCUCUGCUGCCAUGACCGUAAACGUGCAACUUUCAAUCUCGCCUCUGCUUAAAAGUCCAACUUGUUCCCGAUGACAUUUUUAUUCAGAAUAACUAAAAUAAGAGAGAGGAGUAAGUAAAUUCAAAAAUAUUUUGUGAUUUCGGUUUAAUUUUUUUAGCAGAGCGGGCUCAUUUUAGAAAAUUACAAACAACACCUUACAAAGAGCGGACUUAACUAUAUAUCUAAUUUACUUAUUGUUGACGCCUGUGUUGAGCACUUUGAAGCUUCUUUAUGCUUGUUGAUGCCAUAAAACAGCAUUUAGAAGAGAAAAUUCUCAAUCCCAUCCGCCGAAAGUUGACUCUUCGUCCUAAGCGACCUAUUGUUUUCUUCAUCACUCAGUAUUGAAAUGAAAAAUGCAGGAAAUGACACUUUCGAGACCCUAGAUUUAAAAUCUUCUGUAGGGGCAUGCUCCUAGAUUCAUUACUUUGGAUGGCCUUCGGCGCUCAGUGUUAUCUUCUUGUGCGUUCACCUUAAAAAUCUCACGCUACACCUAAAGGAUGUCAACUUCUCGAAGAAAUCGGAAUAAAUUUACAAUUAGAUGAAAAAUGACGUACAAUAAUACCCACCAGCGCUACGCUCAAAAACACAAACGUAUUAACAAUUCAUUAGCGGAGUGACGGUGGCGCCGUAAUUCGUAAUUUCAUUUAUCGCUACAUACGUGCAUUGGAUGAGGCCACAAAGUUAGUUGGAUGUGAUAUAUAUUACUACGACCCUUAUAAAGCCACUAUCACACUGACAACGACGCAUUUUUUAAGAAAGAUGGCUUCAAAUCAGACUAACCGUUUUCAGAGGCUAUUUAUCAGUAGAGGAGUUCAUAGACGGACAGGAAAAUGAAAACACCAAGAAAAAGACUAAACAAUUUGUUGCUCUGUUCUAUGAAUUUCUUGCUUUGAAAGGGGAGAUGAGGCAAAUGAACCAAUGACUCCUCCAGCGCUGAACAAGUUUGUCAACGAGUUCCUUAUAACGGUCCGCAAAAAAGAAGACAACUAGGAAUACGAGCCUAAUUCCUUAACGGCAUUUUUCGCUGCCUUUCAGCGCCAUUCGAAGAAAAAUCAACUAUGGACUUUGCCUUAUGAAAAACGUCCAGUUCGAGCAAACUCGGAAAGCGCUUCAGUCAAAGCAAAGGGAUCUAAAACGGAAAGGCAUGAGCAACAAGCCUAAUGCUUCUGCUACUUUAAGUGAGGAAAAUGUUCAAGUUCUGUUUGAAAAGGAUCUCUUGGGAAGUUCCACGGCAGAAGCGCUUUUAAACACGGUAUGGUUCAACAACACAAUCCAUUUUGGUAUACUAGGUUGCAAGAGGCAUAGAGAAAUGUGUUCAAGGGGAGACGUAAAACUUUGUCAAAACUUCCACAGGGCAGGAGUACCUCGAAUUCAAUGAAAGAGAAACCAAAACUCGUUCAGGAAACGAUCCACGGAAUGUAAAAGCCAUUGCACCGAAAACUUUUGCCAUGCCGAACAACCAGAAAUGUCCAGUAAAGGCCUACAAAGUCUACGCAGAAAGCGACCCGCGGAAAUGAAAACCGACGAUGCACCGUUUCACUUUGGCAGUAAAUAAUGUAAAAUCUGGAAACAACGACUUGCUGCCAAUUGAUAUUAUGCAACUGUCAGGACACAAAAACGUUCAAAGUAUCACUAGCUACUCUACUGUCUCACAGAAACAACAGUUGAACAUGUCUCACACUCUCACUGGAAAGUUUGACUCGCCAUUUUUUAGUCAGCAAUGGAAUCAGAUGGCCGCUCGCAUUAAUACGAAAUUUAGAGGAAAGGACUCUUAUUCGCAGACUUGAGAACACUUGUUUUGAAAACACAAAGAUGGCACGAUUAGUCUAUCAUUUCCCACAAAAAAUGAUGGGUCAGUUAAUUAAACAGAGUUAGCUAUGGUUCAACAAAGUCGCGUUCUAAGUUAUUCUAAAUGUGGCUAAUCUUAGCAUAUAAACUUUACUAAUUAUGUAGAGCGUAAAUAAGGCAUAAAACGCGGACUAGAAAAUCAUUUAUCUGCCCAAAAUAAUGCAUUUACUAACAGGUUAGGUGACGACAGUCAAAGGAAUGAAGUUUGAUAAAUUGACUGUCAGUUAAUAAAAAAAAGUUUAUUAGAUAUCUAAUUGUUUUGUUCACUCCUUCAGAUAAAGGAAAAAAAGUGGCGUUCUCGUUGUGAGAGGGAAUCGAACCCCACAAAGCCUAUUAAGAGAGCGCAAGCGCUACCACUGCACCACACGCUUGCUUCUUUGCUUGAUUUAUCUCGUUGCUUUUAGCCCAUGCUCCUACAAAAUGCCUUGAAUCCACAGCAGGAAAUAAAAGAUUGCUAUUUCUUUUGUCUUUGCUCAAUAAACCGGGCUUUAUAUCAUCUGCAAGCGGAGGAGCUUGUUCCAGCUUCUGACAGUUUUUCAUCAACUGUUAUUUCCUCUCGUGAGACGGAGGCAAGUACAAUUAAAUUCGUUUUCACUCUUACUUUCAUAGUUUGUAGCCCAAUAUGUCCUGAUAAUUGUGGUGCAGUUUUCUUGUGAAAAUAUAUUUUAGUUUUCGAGAAAUGACUUUUUCUCGUUCGACCGCUCAAAUAUGCAAAUUUUCACCGUGAAUAUUACCCGAGUUGUGUGACCUCGUGUCAUGAAUUUACUUUACCUUCGGUAUUUCUGUCGACAUAAUCCUUUGUUUUAUCCUCAAAAAUUAAUCCUCUAUCAUUGCUGAAGCUGGCAAAGAAAUAUCAAUUUUUUGGUGAAUAAUUUUGUCCGACAUACUUUCACAUGUCAAAAAGUAGCUCAAAACAAAGACAGUUUUAACAAUGACCGACAUGACAGAAUCUACUGAGCUUCUAGCUUUUAAAAGACAAAAGGAUGGUUAUAAAGUUACUGUAAAUAUUUACUUGUACAUUUGUGUUGUUCCAUCUUGAGACGAACUCAAAGUCCGGCAAAAUUUACAUGCUAGCGACUAUGAAAUACACGUGCUGUGCGUACUGGUCGCCACCGUUUAUUGUCAUAAAUUACUAAAGUAACUUUAUAACCGUCCUUUUGUCUUUUAAAAGCUUGAAGCUCAGUAGAUUCUGUUUUUUCUUCAUAACUCGACUGCAUAUUACAUUUACUAUUAUUAUUUUUUUACUUUUUUGCUUUUGUUUUAAAUGGCUUGUUCAGGUAAUAAACUUAAAUUUAUUGAAAAAAAAUCGCCGAUGCAAAGUCAUUCACAACGAGAUUCAGAGAAAGUUUUUGUUACAACAUUUUUUUUUUUUUUAACACGCUAAGUUCCUUUUUUUCCUUAACACGCUAGCUUAUCUUUUACAACCCAGCUUAAUUUGUCACUUGUGUUUGUCAAGUGUGUUACUAACAGAAUAUAAGCGAAAAUGAAGAUCUCCUGUCCUAUUCGAAAGUUUUAAUAAAAAAGGAAACACUCACGACAAAUCACUUUCCCUCACGAUUUUCAGGAGGAAUUCAGUGAGCACGACGUGUUUCACAAGGUCCAGAGGAGCUCAGUUUGAACUCAUGAAUUACUGUUUUAAAAGUUAAUCCUUACCGCGUAAAAUAUAAAUCCUUAUCGCUUCACGCAGUUAAUAAGCCCUAUCAAUCCUAGCAACGGAUUACCGGCUCCAUGGCCCCUUAACGACACGGUCGCUGUUUGUCACUCCAUGGAAGUCGGCAAUUUUAAAAUAAAUAACCACUAGUUAGCCAGCGCAAAACGAAGCUCUUCGAACGAAGCCGCGUAUCAUUCAUCAUUAUAUACAUACUGAGAUUUACGCGACAAAAUUCAUCGAGACAAAAAUAGUUUCUUCGCGCUAGAGACGCCAGCUGAUUGGUCAUACGAUUAUCAUUAUUUUCACUAAUGAAAAAAACCGUGUCGCUUGCUCGCCGCUCCUCUUGACCGACAAACAGCACAUUUCUAAGAGCUUAGGCGCAUUUUUUUUUUUUAAGAAAGAUGGCUUCAAAUCAGACUAAUCGUUUUCAGAGCCUAGAUUUAUCAGAAGAAGAGUUCAUAGACGGACAGAAAAUGAGAACACUAAGAAAAAGGCUAAACAAUAUGUUGCACUGUUCCAUGAAUUUCUUGCUUUGAAAGGCAAGACGAGGCAAAUGAACGAAUGACCCCUCAGGCGCUGAACAAGUUUAGUUCCUUCUAACGGUUCGCAAAAAAGAAGACAACUAGGAAUACGAGCGUUAUUCCUUAAGGGCAUUUUUUAGCUCCAUUUGAAGACAAAAAAAAUGUAUGGACUUUGCCUUAUGAAAGACGAAAAACACCAAAACAAAAAACACGAUGUUGCUCUCUUCCAUGAAUUUCUUGUUUUGACAGGCGAGACGAGACGAAUGAACGAAUGACUCCUCAAGCGCUGAAGAAGUUUCUCAGGAGUUCCUUAUAACGGUUCACAAAAAAGGACACAACGAGGAAUACGAGUCUAAUUCCCUAAGGAAUUUCUUUGCCAGUUUUCAGCGCCAUUCGAAAAAAUAUACUAUGGACUUUGUCUUAUGAAAAACGUCCAGUUCGAGCAAACUCGGAAAGCGCUUCAGUCAAAGCAAAGGGAUCUAAAACGGAAAGGAAUAGGCAACAAGCCUAAUGCUUCUGCUGCUUUAAGUGAGGAAGAUAUUCAAGUUCUGUUUGAAAAGGAUCUCUUAGGAAGUUUCACGGCAGAAGCACUUUUAAACACAGUAUGGUUCGACAACAUAAUCUAUUUCGGGUUACUAGGCCGCAAGGAGCACAGAGAAAUGUGUUGGGGAGACGUUAAACUUUGUGAAAACUUCCACAGGGCAGGAGUACCUCGAAAUCAAUGAAAGACAAACCAAAACUCGUUCAAGAAACGAUCCACGGAAUGUAAUAGCCAUUGCACCGAAAAUGUUUGCUGUGCCGAACAACCAGAAGUGUCCAGUAAAAGCCUACAAAGCCUACGCAGAAAAGCGAGCCGCGGAAAUGGGAACCAACGAUGCACCGUUUACUUUGACAUUACUCAAUGUAAAAUCUGGCAACAACGACGUACCGCCAACUGAUAUUAUGCAACUGUCAGGUCACAAAAACGUUCAAAGUGUCACUCGGUACUCUAACGUCUCACAGAAACAACAAUUGAAUAUGAGUCACACUCUCACUGGAACGAGUUCGAGAGAAAUAGCUCCCCAGUCUGGCUCUUCUAUUCCGGAGAAAAGAAAGCACGAG
This is a messenger RNA of Pocillopora meandrina, 20265 nucleotides long. NCBI's taxonomy places the organism in Eukaryota, Metazoa, Cnidaria, Anthozoa, Scleractinia, Pocilloporidae. The record is from the annotation of a GenBank genome assembly.